GAGGAUAAAGGGAGCUUGAAUCGCAAGGAAACAUCGAGAUGGAGAGGGAGAAAUCGAGCCGAAAAGAGCGAGAAUCAACGAAGGAAAGGGAGCACAAGCAUCGAAGCUCCAAGGAAAAGUACAGAGAACCCACCAGCGACGAAGACGAUCAUCGACACCACAACCGUUAUCGCUCANUCCGACCCGCUUACCCGAAUAAAAGAUGUGGAGUAUUUGAAGUUGCUAAACCUAAUCUGAGUUCUCUUCACAGUGAGAGGAUAAAGGGAGCUUGAAUCGCAAGGAAACAUCGAGAUGGAGAGGGAGAAAUCGAGCCGAAAAGAGCGAGAAUCAACGAAGGAAAGGGAGCACAAGCAUCGAAGCUCCAAGGAAAAGUACAGAGAACCCACCAGCGACGAAGACGAUCAUCGACACCACAACCGUUAUCGCUCAAAGCACCACGGCGGCGAUGACGAUGGGGACCGCCACAGAUCUGAGAAUCGCCACCGCCGGUAUUCCGAGGAGGAUGCCUUCGAUCGGGAGAGAUCGGUUGAGCGUCGGAGGAGCGAGAGAGAGGGAAGCCGAGACCGAUACAAGCGGGAGAGAUCUCCAGAGCGGGAAGUUCAGAGAGAGGAAUCUGUGGAGAGGCGGCAUUUGAGCAAGAGGAAAGAGAGAGGAGACAGUGAGGAUAGAAAAGAUGGGACUGAGAAGAGAUUUAGGGUUUCAGAGGGCAAGAAUGAGAACGGAGUAGAGAAGGAAGAUAGAAGGGAGAAGAGGAGGUUUGAUGACAGUGAGGUUAAGGAUAGAGAAGACACUCAAGAGAGGAGAGAACGGAAGAGAUUUGUGGAUAAAAUGAAAGAGGAGGAUACUGGAGUUGACAAUGAAAGGGGGUUCCAACAAAAAACUGUUAAGAAAGAGGAGCCAGUUGAUUCUCAUCAUGUUGAUUCCAUUGCCAGUGGGGCUGCAAUUGAAUCACUCAAAAAGGCACCAAUUAAUUUUCCUGGAACCCCUUUGGCUCCUACUGAUUCUACUGCUACCAAGGUAUCUUCGAUUUCUACAAAUGAAAAUAAGGGAGUUAAUAUUAUCAGAUCUCAUGAGGUUCCUGGGAAAUCCAGUACAGAUGGGAUAGCUUCCGAUGCUGGCAAGACAAAGGGGUUGUCUCUUGAUGCUUUAGCUAAAGCCAAGAGAGCUUUACAAAUGAAAAAGGAGCUAGCUGAAAAGCUUAAGAAGAUUCCUUCGUUGAGCAAGGCUGCUGGUCCAACUAGAGAGGGAAAUCUUCAAUUGGGAGCUACAGAGAGCAUUAAAGCUCCAUUAUCUACUACUGCUCAAGCUGCAUCUUCCAAUUCAGGGUUACUACCCACACCAUCAAGCUCAUUGAACCUUCCUUCCGGUGCUUCUGUCAAUCUACCACCUAGUGGCUUGCCUCAUCUCACAGGGCUCACAGUACAGAAGUAUGAAGCUGUUAAACGUGCCCAAGAGCUUGCUGCGAAGAUGGGAUUUCGUCAAGACCCAGAGUUUGCUCCUCUAAUAAACAUGUUUCCAGGGCAGAUGCCAUCAGAUGUUACCAUCCAGCCAAAGCCAUCCAAAGUUCCUGUUCUCCGUUUGGAUGCUUUAGGACGGGAAAUAGAUGAACAGGGAAAUGUUGUUAGCAUGUCUAAACCAUCUAGUACUCUUAAGGUUAACAUCAAUAAGAAGAAAAAAGACGAUUUCCAAAUAUUGAAACCAGAGCUUGAAGUUGACCCUGAGCAGAACCCUCAUUUUGAUCCUAGGAUGGGUCUUAACAAAACCAAGAUUCUGCGUCCCAAGAGGAGUUCUUUUCUUUUUGUAGAGGAAGGCAAAUGGUCCAAGGAUGCAGAAACCAUAAAGCUGAAGAGUCAAUUUGGAGAAGCACGUGCCAAGGAGCUAAAGGCAAAGCAAGCACAGUUAGCAAGGGCAAAAGCAGAGCCUGAUAUAAAUCCAAAUCUUAUUGAGGUUUCACAGAGAGUUGUGACCCACGAAAAGCAAAAGGAGUCGAUUCCCGAUGUUGAGUGGUGGGAUGUUCCUCUAUUGCAAUCUGGCACAUAUGCUGACAUUACCUAUGACAGUAUAAGCCACGAUAAGCUCAGGAUGGAGAAAAUCACCAUUUAUAUUGAGCACCCACGUCCCAUCGAACCUCCUGCGGAAUCGGCCCCUCCUCCUCCCCAACCACUAAAGCUAACAAGAAAGGAGCAGAAGAAGCUUCGUACACAACGUAGAUUGGCUAGAGAGAAAGAUAAGCAAGAGAUGAUCAGGCAAGGGCUAUUAGAGCCACCGAAACCGAAAGUUAAGAUGAGCAACCUCAUGAAGGUUCUCGGGUCAGAAGCCACACAGGACCCCACAAAGCUUGAGAUGGAAAUCAGAAGUGCUGCCGCUGAGAGGGAGCAAGCCCACAUAGACAGAAAUAUUGCACGCAAGCUUACCCCUGAUGAACGGCGUGAAAAGAAAGAGAGGAAACUCUUUGAUGACCCCAAUAGCUCCCUUGAGACUUUGGUUUCCGUGUACAAAGUCAAUGACCUUUCACACCCUCAGACACGGUUCAAGGUGGAUGUCAAUGCUCAGGAGAACCGAUUGACGGGGUGUGUGGUUAUUUCAGAAGGUAUUAGCGUUGUGGUGGUUGAAGGUGGUAAUAAAGCAAUAAAGCGUUACGGAAAACUUAUGCUUAGAAGGAUUGACUGGGCCACUGCUGUCAAAACAGAUGGGGAUGGAGAUGACGAGGACGAUGAAGAGAAGGCUGUUAACAAGUGCGUCUUGGUCUGGCAAGGGAGUGUUGCCAAACACAGCUUCCACAGGUUCCUUGUUCAUGAAUGCAGGACCGAAGCUGCGGCACGGAAGAUUUUUGCUGAUGCUGGUGUUCCCCACUACUGGGAUCUUGCUGUCAACUUCAAGGACGAAGAUUUUUGAAUCCUGAGAUGGGUACUUCUCNAGAAGGAUUGACUGGGCCACUGCUGUCAAAACAGAUGGGGAUGGAGAUGACGAGGACGAUGAAGAGAAGGCUGUUAACAAGUGCGUCUUGGUCUGGCAAGGGAGUGUUGCCAAACACAGCUUCCACAGGUUCCUUGUUCAUGAAUGCAGGACCGAAGCUGCGGCACGGAAGAUUUUUGCUGAUGCUGGUGUUCCCCACUACUGGGAUCUUGCUGUCAACUUCAAGGACGAUGAUUUUUGAAUCCUGAGAUUUGUACUUCUCAACAAGGUGCAACUUUCCUGCUCUUUAUUUGGUUUCAUGCUUCUUUAGAUGGAGUUUUAAGUAAUCAUCACUGAUUAUUACACCUUGUUUGUCCAGAAGGGAUAAAAUAGUUAGGGGCAUACCCUCAUACAUAUUGACUACAUGGGUGUCAAAUGUCUUUUGUUGUAUGCUUUUCUAUCUGAUUCACUCUGCUUGAGGUUCGUCACAAGAUUGACUAGUUUGAUGUUCCUCAUUUAGAAGAGAAACUAUGUCAAUGAAACCCUUUUUUUACGAUUUGAGCUGAACUUUUUUAAUAACGCUGAUGCUUUUCGACUAAAUCCCUUAAUAUAGUUUUGGUGAUUAA
Messenger RNA from Cuscuta campestris, 3521 nucleotides. The record is from the annotation of a GenBank genome assembly. NCBI's taxonomy places the organism in Eukaryota, Viridiplantae, Streptophyta, Magnoliopsida, Solanales, Convolvulaceae.